This is a messenger RNA of Pararge aegeria (speckled wood butterfly), 477 nucleotides long. RefSeq names its product bursicon (gene Burs). Gene Ontology annotation, biological process: animal organ morphogenesis. The coding region runs from base 1 to 477 and encodes 158 amino acids. NCBI's taxonomy places the organism in Eukaryota, Metazoa, Arthropoda, Insecta, Lepidoptera, Nymphalidae. The transcript is spliced from 4 exons. The record is from RefSeq and is a predicted model, not a curated record. Gene Ontology annotation, molecular function: receptor ligand activity; BMP binding.
AUGUAUAGUGGAAAUUUUCUUGUUUUGGGUUUAGUGUUUCUAACUGCUUGUCAUCUUCACAAUAAACCUGUUAAUGUUAAUGGUCAAGAAAUACAGCUGCCUCCAGGACAUGAAUGCCAGAUGACUCCAGUGAUUCACGUUCUUCAGCAUCCGGGAUGUGUGCCGAAGCCGAUCCCAUCUUAUGCUUGUAUCGGAAAGUGCACUAGUUACGUACAGGUUUCGGGUAGUAAAAUUUGGCAAAUGGAACGGUCAUGCAACUGUUGUCAAGAAUCUGGAGAACGUGAAGCAACGGUGGUUCUUUUCUGCCCUAAAUCUAAAAGCGAAGAAAAGAGAUUUCGAAAGGUGUCCACUAAAGCACCGUUAGAAUGCAUGUGUCGGCCUUGUGGCAUCAUAGAAGAAAAUUCAAUAAUCCCGCAAGAAAUUGCUGGCUACGCAGAUGACGAAUUUCUACAAAGCCAAUUCAGGAAAAGCUUUUAA